AUUGUAGUGAGUUCAUUACCGCUGUACCGCUCUGCGCAGCUCAAGUUGAAGGCUAGCGAUCCUCACCGGGACACUUCAGGGAAAGCUAAACUUCAUUUUUAAAGAUAAGCAAUGAGUUGUUUUAACGCAUGAACUCCAACAUUCGGCUUUAAAGACGGUUGAAGCUUCAUAUGCUUAGAAAUUACUGAAGAUUUUGUGCAGCGACGAUUGCGCACGACGCACAGGGACAGAUCAUGCACUGUCAAGCCGAGUUGAGGCUCUCCUCCCCUGGACAGCUGAAAGCUGCCAGGCGGCGCUACAAGACUUUCAUGAUUGACGAGAUCCUCUCGAAGGAGACCUGUGAUUAUUUUGAGAAACUCUCUCUCUACUCGGUGUGUCCUUCACUCAUUGUUCGACCAAAGCCUCUUCAUUCGUGUUCGGGCUCCUCGUCACUACGUGCCUACCCGCUCCUCUCAGUGAUCACGAGGCAGCCGCCCAACCUGCCUGCUCACGUCCCGCAGCCGUCCUCUCCGGGCGCUGCCCAUCCACAUCUGCCGCUGCUUUCCCCGCAGCAUCCCAGAGGCUCCGAGCCGUCACCCAGCCAGACACCCCUCAGUAUCAGCAGCGAGUCGGAGACUGAGCGCAGCACACCGCGCCUGAAGAAGCCACGUCGCAGCCGUACUAUUUUUACUGAGCUGCAACUGAUGGGCCUGGAGAAGAAGUUCCAGAAGCAGAAGUACUUGUCCACUCCUGAUAGGUUAGACCUGGCACAGUCGCUUGGUCUCACACAGCUUCAGGUGAAGACAUGGUACCAAAACAGGCGUAUGAAGUGGAAGAAAAUGGUGCUCAAAGGAGGUCACGAGGCUCCGACUAAGCCCAAGGGAAGACCCAAAAAGAACUCCAUUCCCACCACGGAGGAAAUAGAGGCUGAAGAGCGGCGAGUGAAAAUUGAAGAAGAGGAGAGGAUGAGGAGAUUAGCUGAGAAAGCAGCGGCGGUGCAGAGUGGAGGAGAAGCACCCCAACUGGAACCUCAAGAUCUCAGCUCGGAAAGUCACAAUCCAGCCGGGGCAGUGGAGGGAUCCGAGCGAGAGCUGCCACUCCUUAUGUCAGAAACUCACACAGCCAGCUAAGCAAGAACAAACCAAAGACUGCCAAAAAAAUGCCAACCUGAAAACAAAUAGUGCCUCAGGAUCACUGUAAAAAAGCCUGUGUGGUGUUAAGAGCCAGUUGCUUUAGCUAUAUCGUCGGCUUCACGUUAGUGGCCUAGAGCUUUUACCCAGUGUAGCAUUGAGUUUUUCGUUCACUGGAAAUUGUGCCAUACUGAGAGCAAAUCUCCAUAAAUACUGAUUGCACUGGUAAACCUUUUGCCUUCAGCCUGCAGCGUAAGGAGUAGUAAUCCAAAAAAAAGGGUCAGUCGGGCCUUAACGUGUAUCUCAGCAGUCAUCGUUGGUGCCAAAAUAUCAACCAAUGCCUUAUUAAAAGGUGUCUAUGAAUCUUUCUAUUAUACCUUACUUCACUGCCAAAACUCUGUAAUAUGAAACGGUUACAGUGCCUUGUUGGUCUCAGAGGAAAGCUUUUUAAAUAAAAUAAUAUCAAAUGCAGUAUAUUUUUUAUAGUCAUUUCUAACUGUAAGUGCCAUAUUUCGAGACGGAUUUGUACAGUUUAGACAAGAAGAUCUCUAUUUUAGUUUGGAGUCAGAUUGUAGAGCUGUGGUUAUUAUUUGCUCAUUUAAGCUUGCAUUUUUAUUUUGUUUUUUCAAAGAUCAAAAGAAAUGUUUCUGCCAAGCCAUACACUGUAUCAUACAAUAGAAACAUGUACAAAACAUAUGGUCUUUCAAAUAUAUACACAUAUGAAACAGAAUAUGAACUGCUGUUUUGAAUUGGAUGAAAAAUAGUUUAUAUAUAUAUAUAUAUAUAUAUAUAUAUGAUGUUUCAGCUGUUCCUGAUUUCUUUUAAAAUGGAAGUAAAUAUGUUUUUCAACCACAAGGACACCAUAACUCUGAAGCAGUUUAGACUCACAAAGGGAAUAAAUCAUAGCCUGUGCGAGAAAUACACGUCAAACACAUAAAAUCUCCAAUAUGUUUUCAGCCUGCAGGCUCUGUGUGAUUACCCUAAUUGGUACGUUAGACCUGAAUUAAAAUAAGAGUUUGAAACUGCCUGUCAGUGCCUCCUCCGUGUACAUCAAACUCUGCUCUCUGUCCUGUUACAGAUCUCAAAUGUUUAAGAGUUUCGACUGUUGAGUUUUGCAGAUUUACGUUUAUUUGUCAUUGUUUAAGAUGAAAAGUGCAGUAUUUUUCAAAUGUAAAUAAUGCUUGUUUGGUAAACUUGUUUGUUGUUUGUUUUUGUUUUUUUAGGUUUGUGUAAAAUUAUUUUUACUAUAUACAAGUGUGUGUUUAUGUACGUAAAUACACUUAAUAAAAUAGCUAUCGUUCAA
Oreochromis aureus is the source of this 2412-nucleotide messenger RNA. RefSeq names its product BARX homeobox 2 (gene barx2). Gene Ontology annotation, biological process: regulation of transcription by RNA polymerase II. Lineage: Eukaryota; Metazoa; Chordata; Actinopteri; Cichliformes; Cichlidae. The transcript has 4 exons. Gene Ontology annotation, cellular component: nucleus. Gene Ontology annotation, molecular function: RNA polymerase II transcription regulatory region sequence-specific DNA binding; DNA-binding transcription factor activity, RNA polymerase II-specific. The coding region runs from base 234 to 1109 and encodes 291 amino acids. The record is from RefSeq and is a predicted model, not a curated record.